Messenger RNA from Rubroshorea leprosula, 820 nucleotides. The record is from the annotation of a GenBank genome assembly. NCBI's taxonomy places the organism in Eukaryota, Viridiplantae, Streptophyta, Magnoliopsida, Malvales, Dipterocarpaceae.
AGCCUACUAAUUGACUCUGGAUUUUUACCCAAAUCUUAGGUAUAAAGGAAGUGUAUUAUGGCUGUUCAAAUGAUAAAUUUGGAGGAUGUGGAUCAAUUUUGUCCUUGCAUUCAAGUGACUCUGAGACACUCAUCAGUGGUAAUCCGCAAAAGAAGGGUUUCAAAUGUACUGGAGGAUUAAUGGCUUCUGAAGCAAUCUCUCUUUUGCGAAGUUUCUAUGAACAGGGUAACCCCAAUGGUAUGUAACCAUGUAGUAAAAUUUAAAGUUGAAUUUUGCUUACUUCCAACUAACAUGAGCUAUAGGUUAUUAGCUUCAGAACAUUGUUCUAUCAACAAUAUAUUAUGUUAUUGGAACAGAUCAUUCUAAUAACGUAUUAACUGCAAAUUCUAGUCUUGUUUGCUUGGGUUGGGAUGAGCUGUGUAGCAGGAGGAAAAGUUGAACUAUUUGUGUGACUUCUUCACAGGCAGACUCGUUUAACUUCCUGCUUUCUAUAUUCUGGUGUAUUUCAGCUCCGAAAUCCCACCGGCCUCUGGUUCAAAAGGCAGCAGAUUGAAAUGUGCAUAUAUUUGGUUUUGUUUGGAAGGCCUCUGGUUGUCAGACCGUGGUUUUGCCUUCAGCAUUGAUUUUUGUAUCUUCUUUAUUUAUUUUUAUUUUUAUUAUUUUGCAUUCUGGUAGGUAGCCUAGAAACUCAGGAUUAACAAUGUACGAAAAAAACUAAAAGAAUGAUGAUUGGAAGAAGUUCCAAUGUCUAUUUGUAUCAAGCACUGUGUAUUAUCAGGCUACAAUUACUGCAUUUUUAUGAUAAAUUCAGGUAUUUUCA